Funneliformis mosseae is the source of this 1335-nucleotide messenger RNA. The record is from the annotation of a GenBank genome assembly. NCBI's taxonomy places the organism in Eukaryota, Fungi, Glomeromycota, Glomeromycetes, Glomerales, Glomeraceae.
AUGUGGACCCCAUUUAAUAUUAUUAUGAUGUGGUUAUUUAGGAUAUUUAUGACGAGGGUUAUUUGGAAUAUUGAAGCGAUUCCCUUUGAUCAAAAUGAUUUUCAUUCGACGCAACUUAGAUUUCAAAUAAACGAAAUUAACAAUAAAGAAUUUUCGGGGAAAUUUUUGCACAUUACUGAUCUCCAUCUUGACCCUUAUUAUCUUACUAAUAGCAAACCAAAAAAAUAUUGUCAUCGUUAUGCAAAAAAAUCAAAGAACAAUAUAUCAGGAAAAUUCGGUACCCUAGGUUCGAAUUGUGAUUCACCCUACGCAUUAUUAGAUUCAGCAUUCUCUUUCCUUAAAGACAACUUACAUGAUGCAGAUUUUGUAAUUUAUACUGGUGAUUCUCUAAGGCAUGAUAGAGAUUCAAAAAUUCCUUUUUCGAAAGAUGAUGUCAUCUCGGGCCAUAAAACUGUUGUCCAAUAUGUUACAGAAACUUUUGACUUGAGUAAAACUAAAUUUAUCCCCACGUUAGGGAACAAUGACGAAUGGGAGCACAAUCAGCUUGAAGGUGGACCAAACACACUUUUCGGCAACCUGACCCAAAUAUGGACGCCCCUAAAUUUAAAUCUAACCUCGGACUUUACAAAUGGCGGGUAUUUCAGACAAGACAUAAAUUCAAAACUCAGCGUAUUUAGCUUAAAUUCGAUGUUUUUCUACGAAUCUAAUGACCAAAUAAAGGAUUGUGAUAAUAAAAAAUCCCCGGGAGCAAUUCAAUUGGAAUGGUUGAAAAAUCAAUUAAAGAAUGCAAGGCGAGAAAAAAGAAGAGUUCUUAUUGCACAGCAUGUUCCUCCUUUGGAUUCUGAUGGUGAAUCUUCAUUUCUUCCGCAAUGCGAAGAUGAAUUCGUACAAUUGCUCGGGGAAUUUUCUGAUAUUAUAUCCGGUCACUUCACUGGUCAUACAAAUCUAGAUACUUUGACCUUCUUAACGGAAUCCGAAAAUGUUAAUGGCAAAUACAGUUUAUACUAUCUUGAUAAAGAUGAAGGUCCUUCAAAGAAAUCGUUCGACAAUAUUAUCUUGGUAUUGAAUAAUGCUCCUUCAAUAGUUCCAGGCAAAUAUUCAACUUCUUCAGAAACGUUUGGCGCAUUAUCUGAUUAUAUUCAAUAUUAUCUUGACAUCGAGAAGGCCAAUGAGAUAGGCAAAUCGGAAUGGGAGGUUGAAUAUAUUGCAAGUGAAACGUAUAAUAUGAAACAAUUAUCACCAUCAGAAUGGGCCAACGUUUUAAAUGAAAUGGAAAGUGAACAUAGUGAAUCAUGGCAAAAUUAUUUAAAAUUUAUUACUGUGAGCAGUGAAUGA